Messenger RNA from Patiria miniata (bat star), 614 nucleotides. RefSeq names its product complement C1q and tumor necrosis factor-related protein 9-like. Gene Ontology annotation, molecular function: protein binding. Lineage: Eukaryota; Metazoa; Echinodermata; Asteroidea; Valvatida; Asterinidae. The record is from RefSeq and is a predicted model, not a curated record. The annotation marks the transcript as partial. The transcript has 2 exons.
CAGGGGUCGGCUGCAAUUCCCGGCAUACCAGGUCUUCCGGGGUCCUUAGGUCAGCCAGGGUCAAAGGGCGAGCCAGGUCAAAAGGGUCCAAGAGGUGUCCCAGGUGUUGUAGGGCCAACGGGGGAAACUGGUGUCAAAGGUCAAAAGGGUGAGCCAGGGGAGACACCAGACGACUCCAACCAGCGGGUAGCAUUCACCGUGGUGAGGACGAGCAGCUCGGAUACCUCGGCGCGUGACGACACCCGUUUGCCCUUCCAGGAGACCGAGACGCUUCUGCCGGGUACCAGCUUCGAUCUCGAGACCGCCACGUUCACGUGUGGUGUGCCGGGCACCUACGUGUUCAUGUUUUCUGUGUAUAAGUAUCCCGGCACCCUGACCGUUCAUCUCCGGAAGAACGGCGACGCGGUUGUCGGUGGCGGUAGCAGUUAUUCAAGUCACAAUGACCAGGUGUCUGGGAGCGCGGUGGUGGUUCUGCAGCGUGGAGAUACGAUAUAUCUCACCAUGCGCGGUAAGGCGUAUAGUAAUUCCAAUCACUACACCUCGUUCAGUGGCUUCCUCCUUUACCCCGAAUAAACAAAUCCAACACAUAAGAUACACGAGCAUAUCGUGUUGCU